Amblyraja radiata (thorny skate) is the source of this 4082-nucleotide messenger RNA. RefSeq names its product MMS22-like, DNA repair protein (gene mms22l). The record is from RefSeq and is a predicted model, not a curated record. Gene Ontology annotation, biological process: replication fork processing; double-strand break repair via homologous recombination. The coding region runs from base 97 to 3828 and encodes 1243 amino acids. Lineage: Eukaryota; Metazoa; Chordata; Chondrichthyes; Rajiformes; Rajidae. Gene Ontology annotation, cellular component: nuclear replication fork. The transcript has 25 exons.
CAUGCGGGUCCCAGGUCACGGAAGCGCGGGAAACAGGAAAAGGACAAACAGCAGAAAAAGGACAGACAGCAGAAAGGAGACGAAAGGUAGAGGAAAAUGGACGAUGAUUUUGGAGGAUCGCUGACUCCUCCUGUCUCUCCAUAUGAAAUAGAAGGAAUGGAGACAGAUGUGCAAUGUUGCAGACCUCCUUGUUUCUCCUGCUCCUUGGGCCAACAAGAUGCAGGAAAUCCCUUUUCUGCUGAAGGCUAUGUAGCAAGUGGAUCACUAAACCGAUUGCUUUUAAGAUUGGAUCCUUCCCCGACUGGAUAUGACGCUGAUACGGUGGAUAUAUUUGGUUUUCAGUGGGUGACUGAAAUGGCACUUGUCGAAUCACCAACUCUUCUGUUUGGCUUACUGAGACAACAAAUCAGCCAUUUGGAAGAUUUGGCACAGAGAGGUUCAUGUGAUUUUGGGGAUAUUUCGAGCAUUUCUAUUGAAGCUGAUGAAAUCAGACAACAGUGUGUUAACUUCCUUCAGUAUAUCAAAGUGUUUAUUUUCAGGUAUCUAGAGCCUCCCAAAGAACCAGAUGAACAACCACCCCAUCCGUAUGAGGAACUUGAAGCUCAGCUGCCUUCAGUAUUAGUAGAGGAAUUACACACACUUACUCUGUUCAUUGGCCAUCUCCAUCAACGCCCCACCAAUAUCCUUGCCAACCUCUCCAUUAGCAACCAAGGAAAGGUCUUUCCACCCUCCUGGCAUUUGGUGCAUUUGCAUUUGGACAUUCAAUGGUCAGUGCUUGAGAUUCUGCACGUGCUUGGCGAGAAAAUGUUGGGACAGGUAAUUUAUGCACAUCAGUUUAUGAAUCUGACCGGUCAAAAUUUGACUAAUGUGAGCCUGUUUGACGAUCAUUGUGGUAACCUUCUACGUGACCUGCUUGUUUUAGCAGUGAACAAGUUUACCAAGGUUAGACCAUCCGAAGUACUUAACAUUUGCCACUAUCAAUGCACCUGUGUCAAGGAACUAUGGACACUACUCAUCCAUUUACUUGAUCACAGACAUAAAACUUCUCAAACUGAGAAUUUCUGGAGCAGCUUGAACAAUCAUCUCAGGAAUCUCCUGCAAGAGCGGGCUAGUGGAGAAGGAGUCCGUCUUAGUGAUGCUACGACAUGCAAGGAUCCUCGUGGUUUCAGUUGGUGGCUGGUUACCCACCUUGCAUUUCUUUACACAUCCGAUAGAAAUGGAAACACUCAGGAGAAGAAACUGAUUGAAAACAAUUGGAGUUUUAUAGAAGAGCUUCUGAAACUAUCUGUGAAUGUUCAGAAUGGAAUUUUGGAAGAACAAUUGCGGAUGCACCUUCAGUGUUGCCUAACUCUGAGUGACCUCUGGAGUGUCAAUAUCAAUGCAGUUAGCAUAUUGUGGGACUAUUACAGUAAACACCUGAAUAGCCCCUUCAAUAUUCCUUGGCUUGGCUUACAAGGAAUGGCCACUGUGAGCAAAUCACCUUUUGCUAUGCUUGAAUUGACAAGAGCGUGUUGUCGAGGUGACCAAAGCUCCAACUUGUACCAGUCGCAGAAUAGUUUUCAGCUCUUCCUCAGAAUUUUAGCUUUGCAAAUUACGAAAGGGCAGGAAGCAAGUGGAACACAUCCAUGGAAACAGUUGAAAGGAAGGAUUUAUUCCAAGUUCCAUCAACGAAAAAUGCAGGAACUCACGGAACUGGGCCUUCAGAAUUUCCUCAGCCUUUUUCUAGUCCUUGCAGAAGUGGCAGGGAUGGAAGACGUUGUCAGCCGUGUUUCAGAUCUCCUUGACUUUUUAAAGCCCAGUCUGCUCUCCAUUGCCCAACAGUCAUUGAUUUGGAAAGGUCACUUUGCAUUUCUUCUGAUGUACGAGGAGAAAAAUGUUGACAUUAGUUUCCUUGCUACAAAACUGUCGACUAAUUUUGAGAAUGUAGCAAAAGAAUUCUACUUGAAAACAACCGAACACACACGGAAAGUGACCCUUUGGCCAUUGCUACUAACGUAUAUUGAUGCUGUGCAGGAGGUAUUUGAGAACAGUUCCUUUCUACAUCUCUCAGAGGAGAAGCUAUUGAAUCAAGGGUUUGAUCUGCUCUACCGUGCCUGCAGGGAAUGUGAAUUAAAUGCAGCACUUACAUUUCUGCAGAUUGUUCUGGCUCGUUUGAGGAGUGUGUACAAGCGCUCAGUCCAACAGCCUCCAGUGCCUUCACGCAGCCUUCCAGCACCAUUAGUUGCCAAAGAGCGCCACCUAGCUAUCGCCAGUGCUCUCUGGAAGAAUUUCUUCCCUUUCGUAAAGAGCCAGAGACUGUCGCAGACACCUUCUUCACAGACAGCUGACGUUGCUGCAGGGUUCACUCUCUUGGCAACGGAUAUGCCGAGCACAGCGCCUUCAGACCUCCAGCCGCAACCUCUUGUACACAUGAUGAAACUGUUUGGCUGGGAUGACAUGGUACACCCUCAGUUGGUUUCACGAUAUCUCAGUCAUCUAAUUCAAACCAGCGCCUUAGUGGAUGCUCUCAAAAGCUUAGGAUGCAGUUCGUACCAAACAUUUACAAUCCAUUCUUGGUUUCGGUGCAUUUUGCAGCAGCAUCUGAAUCAACCUGCUGGCAUAACAGACAAAACGCACACUAACACGUUUAGUGGAAGGGACGCCUUGGAACAGUUGACAGGAUUAACCAGGAUAGUGUACAAGCUGCCGGAGAUGGAAAACCUACUCAGCCAGUCUCACCUUGAUCAGUCAACAACCCAGGUGGAGCCUAGAGCUGCUCUCCUCACAUUCAUUAAGGCUGUUGGGAAAACAUACACCCAACUACAAACUCUAGGAGACAAAUCUUCUUUGGCCUCAAAGGCCCUGGUGUAUGCUGGUGAUAUCCUGAAGUACACUAAGCCAUAUUUAGCUAACAAGGGGCCAAAUGAAGGUCUGCAGUUAUUGUACUGGGCUGUUGGUUGCAUUGUCAAACACUGGGCCCCAAUACUAGCCACUUCAAAAUCUCAACAACUUUUGUUUUGCAUCAUUGAUCGCCUGUUAUUGCCACAUACCCUCUUUCAGCAGGGCACAGGAUUGCCCCCAGCAAUGUUGUCUGCCAUUCGAGAUAACUUGCCUCUCUAUCUGCAGGGACUGGCAACCAUUGUUGGACAAAUAACAGCUCAGGCUGUUUACGUUAAGCAGCAGCUUCGAAAUGUUAUCCAAAAGUAUUUUGAACGUUUCCUUCCAUUGACGGGGUCAGGUGUCGUAAAUCAUCCUAUAUUACUUGCACUUUGGGAAUCAACCGCUGUGGCUCAACAUCAGAUUCUGCGGAACACCCUUGUUCUGGUCAUAAGUGAGAACUACUUGCAGUUCAGAAGUCACGCUCCUCCUCCUCGCUUAGCAGCAAUCUUGUCAUUUCUUUUUGAAUUAUUACGAAGGAACCAAAACAGUGAUGCAGCCAGUGAGGCCAAGCUCCUCUUACCGACCGUGCUGAAAUGUCUAAUGUUGGUCAAUGAACCGCAAGUGAAGAAGUUGACCACUGAGGUCAUGCAAUGUAUAAUUGAAAAUUGCCAGUCACUAACUCCCAGUCAGGUGUGUCCUCACUUGACCUCUGUACUAAGGCAGUUUAUUCAGGAGUAUUUUGGGAUCUACGAUCAACAGGUGUACCACAUCGUAGAAAUGGUUGCAGUCUUAAAUCGAGAUUUGGUUAUCAGUCUCAUUCCCACACUAAGUAAGACUCUAAAGGACACUGAACAUAAGCAAGGACUCGGAAGAAACAAUUCACAGAGACAGUCUUACAGAAGACUUUUGGUCCAUCUUGGAGAAGAAGGACAAGCUGAAAUUAUUAAAUUAGAAAAGGACAGCGACUGAGUUCAUCGUAGAAGAAGCUUGGACCAGCAAGUAUCAGAGUGCCACUUGAAAAUAAUGUUGAAAUAAUCUGUACAGAUGUUUAUAAAUGUAUUGCUUCAUAAAUAUAUUAUUGUGGCAGAGAAAUUAGAGAAACAUUUUAAGUAAAAACUUUUAAAUCUACUUUUGUUUACCUGUUCUGUCGUGAGUUAAAGUCGGCUGUAGUCAUUAAAUGUAAAUGAGGCUUGUGUAAAUAAAUAGAAGUACCAUAACUCAGA